AUGCCCCUUUCAUUUUCUACAGUUAGGCUACCAGUCAGUCUCCGCUUACACCACGUUAGACAUCGUUUCCAAAUACUAGCUACAGUCUAUAGCAAAAGGAUGAAAUUACUGCUAUUAGUGGCGCAAACGGCGCUGUUUUUCUCGUCGUCGCUAUCAGAAGCUCCUAAUAAUUCGAAUUCCCCGUUUUUCAGCUGGAUUAAAGAGCUUCAGAAGGAACUUUUCAAUGUUCGUCAAUACAAUAAACAUGCCAGGCCAAUAUCAAAUGACAGUGAACAAGUUAUCAAAGUGGACAUGCAGUUUAGUUUCGUUCGGGCGGUCUUGAAUGAGAAGGAUGGCACAUUGGAGACCUCCGGAUGGCUUGGAAUGCGAUGGGUGGACAGUAUGAUGAAGUGGGAUCCUAUGGCCUAUGGAGAUUUGCGCAACUUAAAAUUAAUGUCGGAUCUGUUAUGGAAACCGGAUAUAGUGGUUUUUAAUAGUGUGCGAGGCUAUGAUCCCAUGCCUCCAUCCCAAUCUGUUCUUCUUUAUGACGGUGUGGUCUACUACAUACCUCGUCUAUAUUUAAUAACACCGUGCGACCUAGAUUUAACUAAAUGGCCCAAAGGAUUUCAAAAAUGCGAAAUUCGGUUUGGUGCUUGGACUUUAGAUAGCAGCGAGAUAUUCCUUGGUGUUUUAGAAAACCAAACGAAGGCAGACCUUAAACACUACAAAGCUGGAAAUUUACAAUGGAAAAUUACGGAUACUACUAUUACAACAAACUCAUACUUCAACUGUUGCAGUCCUCAUUAUCAAGACGUUAUUGUCACCAUUCAGUUACACCGUCAAUCUUCAAUGGCAGAAAAAGUUGCCAUAAUUUCAUCUGUUGGUCUAUGGAUUCUUGUAUUGCUAACCUAUUGGAUGAAACCCCAGUCUACCGAUCGCAUAACGAUUGCAUACUCAUGUUCAUUUGGAAUGAUAUUCAUUUUUAUUUAUUUCUUAUGGAAAUUACCAACAGGAAAAAAUAUUCCUAUUGUCGUGAUCACUCAUUCCACGCUUUUAUUACUUUGCGGUUUGAACUGUGUUAUUACGAUGAUAAACCGGAAUAUUGCAGAACGGUCGUGCAAAUCGGUACCCCGAUGGAUCAACUUCUUUACGCGAAAUAGGGUUUUCAGUUUCUUACUUCGAACUAGAGUUUCACUGCGUGACAAUGUUUUACAUCAGGUUUGCUUUGAAGUAGACGAAAACCCCAACACACCGUCGUCUUUUUCGCCAAUUUCCUUAAACUUGGUUGACCAACCGGUACCACUCCAAGGAUGGAACCAAUGUAAUUCAGCAGCACAUAGUUGGCAACUACUUGCUUCUAUUUCCGAUCGAUUUGCGUUUUUCAUUUGUAUGAUGAUUUCUUUUACUAUUAUAGGGUAUACAGUUUUUGUAUUCAUAAUGAACAAUUAGUUUGAGAUCAGGUAUGAAAUAUACAGUGUAAAACAA
Messenger RNA from Daphnia pulex (common water flea), 1464 nucleotides. Its product is annotated as neuronal acetylcholine receptor subunit alpha-2-like. The coding region runs from base 1 to 1428 and encodes 475 amino acids. Gene Ontology annotation, biological process: monoatomic ion transmembrane transport; chemical synaptic transmission; signal transduction. The transcript is spliced from 11 exons. Gene Ontology annotation, molecular function: extracellular ligand-gated monoatomic ion channel activity; neurotransmitter receptor activity; transmembrane signaling receptor activity. Lineage: Eukaryota; Metazoa; Arthropoda; Branchiopoda; Diplostraca; Daphniidae. Gene Ontology annotation, cellular component: membrane; neuron projection; synapse. The record is from RefSeq and is a predicted model, not a curated record.